CACGACCCUCCCCGCAGCACCAAGAGCCGCGCGGCCGGGGCUCGGCCGGCAGUGUCGCGGCGGGCGUGGGGCGGUCAUGGUGUGCGCCGCCGCCUCCGCCGGGCGGCUGGGCCCCGCGCUGCCCUUCCUCAUCGUGCUCCUCGACCUGCGGCACCACGGAGCUGAAUGUGGAAUAAAUGCUGAUGUAGAAAAGCAACUUGAAAUGGGAAAGAAGUUACUGGCUGCUGGACAGCUAGCAGAUGCUUUGUCUCACUUCCAUGCGGCUAUAGAGGGAGACUCUGAUAACUACAUUGCUUAUUACAGAAGAGCCACAGUGUACUUAGCCAUGGGGAAAUCUAAAGCAGCAAUUCGCGACUUAAGUAAAGUGGUGGAAUUAAAGCAGGACUUCACAUCCGCAAGAUUACAGCGAGGACAAUUACUGCUCAAGCAAGGGAAGUUUGAUGAAGCAGAGGAUGACUUUAAAAACGUGCUCAAAUCCAAUCCCAGCAAUAAUGAGGAAAAAGAUGCUCAGACUCAGCUGACAAAAUCUGAUGAGCUACAGCGCCUGCAUUCCCAAGCAUUAUCUGCCUACCAGCAAGAGGAUUAUGAAGCUGCGAUCUCUCUUCUUGAUGAAAUCUUGGCAGUUUGUGUUUGGGAUGCAGAGCUGCGGGAACUUCGAGCUGAGUGUUAUAUAAAGGAAGGGGAGCCAAGCAAAGCCAUUAGUGACUUGAAAGCCGCUGCCAAAUUAAAGAACGAUAACACUGAAGCCUUCUAUAAAAUAAGCAGGAUAUAUUAUCAGCUUGGGGACCAUGAAUUAUCACUCAGUGAAGUCCGGGAGUGCCUGAAACUUGACCAAGACCAUAAGCAAUGUUUCUCUCUCUAUAAGCAAGUAAAGAAACUCAACAAGCAGAUUGAGUCAGCAGAAGAAUUCAUCAGAGAAGGCAGGUAUGAAGAUGCUAUCAACAAAUAUGACUCUGUUAUGAAAACUGAGCGAGAUGUCCCAAUUUAUGCUACUCGUGCCAAAGAAAGGAUCUGUCACUGUUUGUCCAAGAAUCAGCAGGCUACAGAAGCCAUAAAAGUUUGUACAGAAGUUCUGCAACUGGAACCAACCAACGUGAACGCCCUGAAAGACAGAGCAGAAGCUUAUUUGCUGGAAGACCUGUACGAAGAAGCUAUUAAAGACUACGAAACUGCUCAAGCCAACAGUGAAAAUGACCAGCAGAUUCGGGAGGGGCUCGAACGAGCCCAGCGGAUGUUGAAGCAAUCACAGAAGAGAGAUUACUAUAAAAUUUUAGGAGUAAAAAGAAACGCCAGAAAGCAGGAGAUCAUAAAAGCGUACAGAAAGCUGGCGUCCCAGUGGCACCCUGACAACUUCCAGAGCGAGGAAGAAAAGAAGAAAGCAGAGAAAAAAUUCAUUGAUAUAGCAGCUGCUAAGGAAGUUCUUACUGACCCGGAAAUGAGGCGGAAAUUUGACGCAGGAGAGGACCCACUGGACGCGGAGAGUCAGCAGGGUGGGGGCAACCCUUUCCACAGGAACUGGAACACGUGGCAAGGAUUCAACCCCUUCGGCUCGGGAGGAGGACCAUUUACAUUCAAAUUUCACUUCAGUUAGAGCCAGGACUGUUUUCGGGUGGCUGCUGCUGUUUUUUACUUAAUUCGUUCAAAGAAAAUAAAAACUCUCUCAGUACCAGACCCCAAAAUCUUAAUUUCUAAUGUUGUCCUUAUCCCAGAGUCUUACGGCACUAGAAGAAAGCUCCUUCUCUCUUUUAGUGCUCAAAGGGUUUGCUUUGUGGCGAGCUUGACGAGCUUAUGCUGGUGGGGGGGAGGUUGAGCAAGGGUUUUGUUACAGCCCCUGUGUUUGUUGUGGAUGCACAGGAGACAUUUGUUCAUUCCUUUGGGUGGAGAAAACAGUAAGAGGCUAUUCAGGGCAACACUUAAACGCAUCUUUAGGACUCGAUUAUAUGCUUAAAGGUAAAAAUGCAUGUAAAUAUUGCUCUGAAUCCGGGCCUAAUAAACGUGGAGCGGGUAGUUGCGGUAGUCUCUACGUUAUCACAUCGUUAGGACGAUCCCUUUCUCAGUGUUGUUUAAAGGAAACCCCAGCGACCACCUGUUGUAUUAUAUUACUGACGGCGGUGCCAUAGGCAGAGCGAGGAGGCUGAGUGAGCCUGAACAAUCUUUUAAAGAAGAUCACUUGUAAGUAACAAUGUCUGAAAAUGUCUGUUCACUUUACUCGUUAACCUGAAAUUGAGAUGAUUUCCUUGGCAGCAAUUGUCAAAUAUGGAAGUUGGAGGAAAAAAAACAAAACAACAAAACACACAAUACACCUGUUUGGUGGUUAUUUUUUUCUGAAGACUGUUUCUGUGAUUUGGAAUGUUUUAGGUAUCAUUUCUGAGUAGUUUGCACUUUAACAAAGUAUCUGCUUGAGAUCUGAGCAAAGCAGUGUGAUGUGACAUUCCCCCAGCUGCGCAGCAGUUUGGUUCUUCUCUGUACUUGUAAAACUCGGUCGACCCAGGUUGUGAGGCGAGUGUGAGAACUGCAGGAAUAAAAUACGAACUGGAGUCUUCCCCAUUUAAUGCAACUUCAUUUCGGGUUUAUUCUUCCCAUAUGCCCGCGGCUCAAGCUGGGCUCGUGCGCUGAUGGAGCUGUGUGAGCUGAGGGGCGUUGCCAGGGCUGGAGCUGCUACAAGAGAUGAAGUCUCCUCGUUUUGUAGCUGAAUACACCGAAGCUACUGGCAAGUUUCACCAGCACCCACUUUAUUAGAAUGCAGCCACGGUCAAAGCAAAUAAAGCCUUCCAUCUGCAAGGGAUUUUGAAGUAUAACUUGUCUCCUGCCUCAAGUACUUCACAAACACAAUUUUUACCAAGCCACAAGGCCUCGCAGAUUUUUCAGCAGUGAUUUAGAGGUCAGUGUUUGGUCGGCAGAGAUUUGUCUUCAAGCUGAGGAGCGCGUGUGGUGGUUCCUGACAGCUUUUGGUACAAACACGCCCCAGCAGCCUGUGAAACCCCAGCGUCAGGUAUUUUCCAAGCCGAAUGACUCCUGGAAGUUGGCUUCUGCUUUUGACCUGUCUGAAAUGUUCUUUAAACCCUGCAGAAGAUGCUGCAGAUGCUGGCUGUGCCCUUCUAAGGUCAGUGUGGUUCCCCUCGGACCCCCAGGGCUCCAGCCCUGCUGGUUGCUGCCAGUGCUCUCCUGUGUCCAUGGUCACUUGUCCUGUGCAGGCAGGGCUCUGCAGAAACAUUUUGGCAUCGCCUUGCUCGCUACAGGAGGGGCUGGUUCUGAAAUGCUGUUGAACGACCACUGUGAGCAAAAUGCUGUAAUUUUGGACAUUCAGGGGUGGUGGUCAGCUUCAACAAGUCACAGUAAAUUCCAGACAGCUAAGUUCGUGUGCCAGAGAAGUGCUAAAAAUGCUGCGUUUUAAAGGACUACCCUUCUGCAGCUUUUUGUCCUUCUCUCUUCCCAUCCUCUGUUUUAAAAACUAUGGCUGAGAGAAGCAUGCAGUUUCCCUUUUCCCUUUAGGGAAGGAGUCAGAUGGCCCCUCAUAAGUGAAUUAUUCACACAAGGCAUUGAUGUUAGAGCCGUGCAUAUUCACUGCUUUCUAAGGCAGUGGACAAAUGGGUACACGAGAAGCAGUCGGGAACAAAAAGGAUUAUGUUUAAUUCUUAUGAUGAAUGGGAAGGGGAAGAUCAUGUGUCUGGAGGGGAGGGGAAAACAGCUUGAAUCUAGGCAGUGGAAGAUUCAUGCUUGAAUGCUGUUCAGAGAUUCCUUCUGUGGAAGAGUGCCUUGAAAAUAAAGGAAAAAAACUUGAUCGAGAAUAAGGCUUUCUGAUACUCAGCAGCUGUUGGACCACUGUAAAUGUUACCACUUCUUAAAGGAGCAGAUGCUGGCUUUAAGGUACUUCUGAAAACACAAAAAAUGAAGUUGUUUUUGUUUUCUUAAAAAA
This is a messenger RNA of Anas platyrhynchos (mallard), 3916 nucleotides long. It is a transcript of the gene DNAJC3, whose product is annotated as DnaJ heat shock protein family (Hsp40) member C3. Gene Ontology annotation, molecular function: misfolded protein binding; protein-folding chaperone binding. Gene Ontology annotation, biological process: protein folding in endoplasmic reticulum. NCBI's taxonomy places the organism in Eukaryota, Metazoa, Chordata, Aves, Anseriformes, Anatidae. The record is from RefSeq and is a predicted model, not a curated record. Gene Ontology annotation, cellular component: endoplasmic reticulum.